CCUCCUUCCCCACUUUUGCUCCUAUGGAUCCGUUUGCGUUGCUGAUGCAGAGCGGUCCAGCCAAAGCAGCGACCGUCGCAGACCUCUUCGAUCCCAUCGCCCAGGCGACUGCUGCUGCCACUUCAAGCAAUGCUUCUGCCCCUGCUGCUGCGGCUGCGGCCCCUGCUGCGACGGCGGGCUCAGGAACCACAUCCGCCAAGCUCACGAGCAACCCGAUUGCCGCUCCGACCGCGCUGGCAUCGCCCGCCCCGAGCGCAGCAGCUGCCGCUGCACCUGCAGGGGUGUCUGUGAGUGGAGCUGCCACUCCGGUCGCGGCGGUCGCGGCAGACGCAGGGAACAGCGACGCCUACUCGCCAUUCACCGGCUCGUCCUUCAACUUCCCGGACUUUUUGGAGAAGAUGAAGCAGCCGUCGUCGUACGAGCUCGUCAAGUCGAUCAAAGUGUUCAUCACGAGCUUCCUUGAGCGCCCGUACAAUGCCGACGAGCAGACCGAGAUGGUCCAGCUGUUCAUGCAGAAUACCGCUCGCAAGCUCGUCGUUCACCCGCUCUGGAAGGGUGCCAGUCCCGAAGCGCUCGACAAUGCCAUUGAGGGCCUUGAAAAGUACCUCAUGCACAAGCUGUACGCAGCGGCGUUCAGCAACCCGACGUCGUCCGACGUCUACUUGGACGAGUGCCUGGACAUUCGCAUUCGCCGACUGAGCUUUCUCACGCCGGCGCACUUGGACAUCAAGCCGGGCCGGAUAACAGAUGCCAACCUUGGGCCCAUGAUGGCUGAAUUGCAACGCAUGAACUCGUACAAGGCCCCGCGCGACAAGCUCAUUUGCAUCCUCAACUGCUGCAAGACCAUUUACAACGUCCUGCAGAACGCCGAGGGCGCUGCUGCUGGCGCCGACGAGUUCCUUCCCAUUCUCAUCUAUGUCGUGUUGAGGGCCAACCCGGUCAAACUGCACUCUGAUCUCCAGUACAUUCAGCGAUUCCGCCAUCCCGACAAACUCACCUCGGAGCCCAUGUACUACUUUACCAACCUCGUGAGCGCGGUUGCGUUUAUUCAGCAGGUGACGUCUGCGCAGCUUUCAAUCGAUCCGGCCGUCUUUGAUGCCGAAAUGGCCAAGACGGCGCAUCUUGAGCCAAAGUCGCUGCCCCCAAAGCCCCGCGCUGCACCCACACCAGCACCAGCAGCCGCAGCUCCCGCUCCUUCUACCAACACUCUUUCCUCGAGCACGAGCGUUCUUCCGCUACAAUCCCAGCUGCAGCCGUCCGCCUCCGCGCCCGCCAUGACCGCCAUGCAGCAACAAAAGCGACCUGCUGCAGCAGCAGCUUCAACGACCGCGGCGUCGGCGUCGUCGUCCAGACCGAGCUCGCAGGCGGGCGCGUCAUCAUCCUUUGCAUCAGCAGGCCCCGCUGAUGGUCUCCAAAACGCACCCUCUGUGGACAUUGACAUGUUCCUUUCGGCAGAUUGCAAAGGCCCGCCCAACAAAAAGUUCCUCGUGACCAAGUUCGAUGCGCUCACCAUCGCCGAUCUGGUCGGCUUGUACAACGACUAUCGCCGCCUGGCGCGACAAAACCAAGAGCUUGCCCAGACUCUGUACCUGAACCUUGGCGUGCAACCUCCGACGCGCGAGCAGCCGCAGUAGUGAAUUGUUUUGUGUUUGGUGUUUUUGCAGUUUUUUUUUGGUCAGUGUUUGCGGAUGUUUUGGAUAUUUUUUCUUGUUCUCUUUGCUCUAUUUUGCUCUAUUUUGCGUUAAUUUGCUCAAAUGAACACACACAAUUUAAUGGUAGUCCCU
Molecule: messenger RNA, 1784 nt
Organism: Capsaspora owczarzaki ATCC 30864
Lineage: Eukaryota; Filasterea; Ministeriida; Capsasporidae
Exons: 3
Coding region: 24-1634 (536 amino acids)
Biological process (GO): vesicle-mediated transport
Cellular component (GO): endocytic vesicle; cytosol
Molecular function (GO): guanyl-nucleotide exchange factor activity; small GTPase binding
Source: RefSeq, a predicted model, not a curated record